AUGGGACUCGAAGGUAAUAUGGCCGUUGGCUCGGGCGAGGGUCUUGAAGAGAAGGACGGAAGUGACGAGAAAUUGAUGACAGCCACCUCGUCCGCCCCGCUGGGAUAUGUAUCUGGUGCUUCCCAUAUCGUGGCAAAGAGGCAGCUGGUACCGUUCUUUGUCGUUCUUAAAACGGCCGAGCGACAACCUACCUCUCCCAGCUCUACCCUCGCUGUCGCACAGAAACCUGGUGAUCUGCGGACGUGGUCGGCUGGAACCUGUUGGAUCGUGUUCGACAAUAUCCCAUCUUCACUCGAGGCGUCCCUUGAAUGGGACCGGGUUGCUGCGUCUGCUGUCUGUUGCGAGAUCACGAACGACAAGCGAAAGAACCAGCAGCCACAGGCAAGAGGACAGCAAUCUGUUACGACUCACCCUACGAGACCACCCGAGAUUCUUCGGAACGCUUUCGCAGAGAUAAACUCUUUGGCACAACAUUGUCACCAUUUCGUCACCACACACUGCGACGAAGAACGCCUGGCACAGUUCAGCGUCAGUCACCUAGCAACCAUCACUGGACGCAAGCCAGCCGACCUCCUACACUCGAACCUCACAAACACUCAACCCACCCCACCGACCGCAGACAUGUCCCAGUGUGUCAGCUGCAACAACCAGCCGAACGACAACGACUCGCUCGGCGGCGCGGCGCACGAGGGCGCCGUCACGCCCAUGGUCGUCGGCAUCAUAGUCGGCACCGUCGCCGUCUUCGUCCUGGUCCUCUGCGCCCUCUUCUACUGCGCCAAGCUCGAGAACGAAAAGACCCGCCGCGUCAAGGCCGAGGAGGGCCUCGCCGCCGGGGAGGGCCUCGCCGCCGGGGCGGGCGACGCCGCCCCACCCGACGGGGUAGCGAUGCAUGACGGUGGUGGUGGUGGUCACAUCUAUGGCCACUAUGACGCAGGGUGUGGUGCGAAGUCUGGGUCUGUUGGUCGGCGGCCGUCCUCUGCUACCGUUGUCGGUAGGGAAGGGGAGGAUGCCCGUGCUGGGGACGGCCCUGGUGUGAGAGUGCCUGCGGGCGCGCUUGUUGGGAGGAAGAAGGGUCUUUUCGGCUGGGGAGGGAAGAAACCCAGCGGUCGUGGUGAGUUUCUCCCGCCUCUGCGCUACAAUCCGCCAGUAACAGCCAUUGAAAUGGUCUGA
This is a messenger RNA of Diaporthe amygdali, 1170 nucleotides long. RefSeq lists its product as uncharacterized. Bases 1 to 1170 code for a protein of 389 amino acids. The transcript is spliced from 4 exons. Lineage: Eukaryota; Fungi; Ascomycota; Sordariomycetes; Diaporthales; Diaporthaceae. The record is from RefSeq and is a predicted model, not a curated record.